GCGUCCAACUCUAGUUCUUGACGCGGUUUUCAAGUCUCGGCAUUUGCCAUUGUGUGUUGUUUGUUAAUUUGCUUCGUUCUGUGGCCAAUUUUUAUUGGAGGCCAGCAGCAAAAUCAGUUUUUGCGGUGUGGGCCGAAAAAAACAAAAAAAAGUGUCGCAAACAGCCGCAUUAGCAUAAUUGCAUGCCGCCUUUUGCAUGUGUGUGUAAUUUGUUUGAAAGCAUCAGCAGAAAAGGCGGCAAAAAAGAGAAGCAAAGAGGGAAGUUAAAAAAAUAAAAAACAAAAACAAAAAAACUGCAACGGCAAACAUAAUUAUUUUCGCAAUGCAGCCAACGUGAAGUUGCUCCAAAAACACCGACACUCCGCCAAAAACGCACACAACGAAGCAAACGGCACUUCAUUUUUAUGCUUUUCGUUUUGUUUUUCUCUGCAUCCAGCGCACGGCAGGAAUAAACUGCAAUACAGAAAAACCUGUUAAACUUGACCUACGGUUGAAAUAUUACGACUGACAUUGAGUAGAUUAUGCGCCUUUUGUGCGCGAAACGCAAUUAACUGACAGCACUAGAAAGUAUGCUACACAAAUUUGUUUCAACUUGUUACUGCAACAAUAAAAACAACAACGGCAACCAUCCCACGCAAUUUAUUAUAUAGACUGCGUAGUGUGAAAGAGCGAGAAAGCGAGAAAGCAACACCAACUAGCAACAAGAAGUGACAACAGCAAAAACAACCAGGAAACGCAACUGGAAUAUAGAAAAUUUUACAACAAAAUACGACAAAAAACAGUAAAGCUGUUACUCCUAAAGGUAAACGGAGCCACAGACGGCAAUUACACCACAAAGAUGGCGUCCUCACCGACACCAUCUCUGGACUCGAUGCGCGGUGGAGCGAACUCGAUUGAAUCGUACGAACACGCCGGCUACCUUUCAGACUCACCGCUCACGUUGAGCGGCUCAUCGCCACCGGCCAGCGACUCGGCGAUCUGCAGUGAUGAGUACACGGGCGGGAGCAGCGUCAAGUCGCGUUCCGAGGUGACGGUGAUCAAUGGCCACCAUCCGAUCUCGGCCUCGGUGUCGUCCAGUUCAUCGGCCAGCUCAUCCUCCUGCUCGUCGUCCUCGUCGUCGUCAUCCUCGUCUUCGUCCUCGUCCUCGUCCAGCUCCUCGACCAGCGGCCUCAGCGGUUGCGGCAGCACCAGCAGCAGUGUGAUCAGCGCCAACAAUGUGGUCAGCAGCAGCAACGGCGGACCCGGCGUCAUCGGCAGUAAUCUCCAGGGUUCGAACAACGGGAGCAACGGAAGCAGCAGCAGUAGCAGCAACUCCGGCAUCAGCAGUCUGGUCGUGGGAGCCGGCAAGGGAAGCAACAACAGCAACAGCAACAGCAGCAGCAACAACAGCAACAGCUCGUCGAGCAACACAUCCGCCAAUGGAUCACCGCCGCGGUGCACCGCCUGCAAGAGCAAGUGCAGCGAUGCGGUGGCCAAGUGCUUCGAUUGCCAGAGCUACCUGUGCGCCAAUUGUGUGACCGCGCACGAGUUCAUGCACUGCUUCAACGGGCACAAUGUGUGCCUGAUCAAGGGUUUCGAGGCGAGCACCACCACCACCGGUGGUUCUCCCCUAUCCGUGGGCUCGCCCAGCAACAAUCCGGCCUCGAAUGAGUUCAAGUACGCCAGCUCCCUGACCAUGAUGCUGCAGCAGCAGCAGCAGCAGCAGCAGCAACUCGACUCGCAGCAACAGCAGCAGCAGCAGCAACAAUUGCUGCCGGCGCAGCCAAUGUCGCAAUUGUCGAAGAUUGUGCUGGCCGCCGCUGCCCAGGCAAAUUCCCAGGAGCAACAGCGGGAAGAUAGCAUCUACGGUGCACUGCAUUCCCAGCAACAGCAGCAGCAGCAGUCACAGCAGCAACAGCAACAACAGCAGCAGAGGCAACUCUUCUGCCUGCGACACAAACAGGAGCUGCUGAAGUUCAGCUGCCGCACCUGCUGCGUUCUCGUGUGCAAGGAGUGCAUUGUGAUGGAGCAUUCGACGGGCCUCCACGAACUGGAGAACGUGCAGUCGCCCGGACUGACAACCUCGACGGGAUCGACGGCCAAUGAGACGGCGCUGCAGACCCUGCUCGCCGAUAUGCGCGGCAAGAUUGGCGAGAUUGUCGGCAUUGCCGGCAAUUCGGACCAGAAUCUCACCAAGGUGAAGCUGCAAUACCAGAAGGCGCACAACGAACUGAACGAGACGCACCAGUUCUUUGCCUCCAUGCUGGACGAACGCAAGACGGAGCUGCUCAAGGAACUGGAGACCCUCUACACGGCCAAGGUGAACAGCAACAGCUCGUGGCAGCUGCGAUCGCGCGACUUGAUCGAGAAGGGCAUGGCCACCUGCGAAGCAGUGGAACAUUGCCCGGCUCCGCCAUCCUCCCUGCUGGCGGAGGCACUGCUCGUACGCAAAUCGCUGGAACAGCAGCUGCAGAUGGGCAUCCAGGAGAUGCAGAUGCCCUUCGAGAUGGAGUUCAUGUCCAACUACCAGUCGAUUCAGGCCGGCGUUCGCAACACCUUCGGUUACAUACGCGCCAGCGGCUUGGACGGCGGUCACAAUGGCCUGAGCCUGACUAGCAACGGUCACGGCAAGCAGCCGCCAAUUGCCCGACCCACACAGAGUGCGAGCAACAGCAGCGCCAGCAGUGCGGGCAGCAACCACCAUGGCCAUGGCCACCAGCAGUCGCACCACCACGGCCACCACAGUCACCACCAGACGCAGUCGCACCAUCAGCAGCUGCAGGCGCAGUCGUCGCUGCAUGGAUUGGGAUUGGGUCUGACUGGCGCCAGCUUGUUGGACAGCAGCUCGAAUGUAAGUGGAGCCGGCGGAGCCUUCAGCAACGGCGGACUCUUGCUGAACGGACGCGAUCGCAGCGCCCUGUCGGUGGAUCAGCAUUUCGGUGAACUGAUGCCCAAGCGAGGCGGUUACAGCGGCAGCAAUGGAUCGGCCAACAGCACCGUGGCUCACUACAAUCCGUACGAGAAGUGGAGCAACGGCGGCAGCGAUAAUCUCUUCUCCUCGGUGACGGGAGGAGUCACCGGCAGUUCGGCUGUGGCCGAUGCCUUCGCCAGUCUGUCUUCGGUCGGCGGAACGGUGGUGAGUGGAGGUGGAGCCGGCGGUAGCACUGUGAGUUCGGAAUCGCUGCUCGAUCUGACCAAUAAGCUGCUCUCGGCCACCAUCUAUCCGCCCAAGUCGCAGAUCAAGCGCCAGAAGAUGAUCUACCACUGCAAGUUCGGCGAGUUCGGCGUGAUGGAGGGCCAGUUCACGGAGCCCAGCGGCGUGGCGGUGAAUGCCCAGAACGACAUCAUCGUGGCGGACACGAACAACCACCGCAUCCAGAUCUUCGACAAGGAGGGACGCUUCAAGUUCCAGUUUGGCGAGUGCGGCAAGCGCGACUCGCAGCUGCUCUACCCGAAUCGAGUGGCGGUGGUGCGCAAUUCGGGCGACAUCAUCGUCACCGAGCGUUCGCCGACGCACCAGAUCCAGAUCUACAAUCAGUAUGGCCAGUUUGUGAGGAAGUUCGGUGCCACCAUACUGCAGCAUCCGCGCGGCGUCACCGUGGACAACAAGGGCAGGAUCAUUGUGGUGGAGUGCAAAGUGAUGCGGGUGAUCAUCUUCGAUCAGAACGGCAAUGUGCUGCACAAGUUCGGGUGCUCGAAGCAUCUGGAGUUCCCCAACGGUGUGGUCGUGAACGACAAGCAGGAGAUCUUCAUCAGCGACAAUCGGGCGCACUGCGUCAAGGUGUUCAACUACGAGGGCCAGUAUCUGCGUCAGAUUGGCGGCGAGGGCAUCACCAACUAUCCAAUUGGCGUCGGGAUCAACUCGAAUGGAGAGAUUCUCAUCGCGGACAAUCACAACAACUUCAAUCUGACGAUCUUCACGCAGGACGGCCAGCUGAUCUCGGCGCUCGAGUCGAAGGUGAAGCACGCCCAGUGCUUCGAUGUGGCGCUCAUGGACGAUGGCAGUGUGGUGCUGGCCAGCAAGGACUACCGGCUCUACAUCUAUCGCUAUGUCCAAUUGGCGCCAGUGGUAUUGCACAAAUUGCACAGCAACAUCAUUGAGAACAACAAGAGCUACUUGGCAGACAGAAUACAGCAACAUUUCAUUUAAAAAAGAAAAGGCAAAAAAAAUAUUUUUAAUAACUUAACAUUCCCCAUUAAAUUGUGUUAUGUUAAAUUUGUUAUCGAAGAAAGAAAGAUGAAAUUAAUGAGUGAAUCGCAUUCAUUUUGAUGGCAAUGCAUAAACAAGUUUACGUUACGCAAUUAUUUUAAAUCAAUUUUGGGACUCAAAAAAUUAUAUAAAUAUUAAUAUAUUUGCAAUUAGUGGAAAUGAGUCUCUACGGUCGAACCGCACACAAACAAACAAACACAUACAAGAAUCAACGUUGCUAAAUCAUUGAAAUAUGCAUAAAUGUUAUGCAUAAAUGCUCAUCUUAUUCAUAAUCACGCAUUCAAUAUAGAAUUUAGUAUUUAUAAAGCUAUAUAGUGCAACUAAGCCGAUCAUGGAAUCAUCAUCUAGUCAUCAUGCAUACAUAUAUGUAUUUUUAUAAUAAUUAAUAUUAAAAAAAAAAAAAAAAAAAAAAAAAAAAAACCGCAAAAAGAACACCAAUCUAAUGUUAAAUGUCGUUGUAAUUAAGUUUUCUUUAUAUACACAUAUAUAUUAUGUUUUAGCUAACGAUUUAUAUAUUUUCUGUGUAAGGAUUGAUUUUAACGUCUCCCGCAAUUUGAAUUUCUCUGCUAAAGCCAAGUUGAAUUUGAAAAUAAAAAACAAGUGUAUACUGUAUACAGGGUGUUGCUUAAAUGGCUUUCAUAUACUAAAUAGUAGUAUGAAAACAAAACAUUUUAUCAGCUAAAGUAAUAUGUUUUCUUUAUGGUUAAUUGUUUACAUUGUACGUUCAGUUACAACUCGUAUAUUUCGCUCAAAUUUUGUUUUACACUUAAGAAAUACAAAACUAAAACCAAAAAAACCAAAAAAAAAAAAACUCAAAACAAAAAUGUUAAAGCAAAGGACAAGAAAAUGUGGAAAAUAUGGACUGACAAGCAAAUAAUGUAUAUCAUAGAGGGUUGGCAUUUUUAUUCUAUACAUAUAUAAAAAAAAGCUAUAUUACAUGUAGACUUUGUCAGGCAGGCCAUUCUCAGCUGUUUCGAACGAGAAAUUGUUAACUUUUUGCGUUGAAAUGAAAAAGGAAAAUAAAAAAUAUAUACACGCCCACCAAAUGCAUACUAUAUGCUAUAUACUGUUUCUAAUAUGCAUACAAAGAUUUAACCACAGUACAGAACAAUUACAAUUCGGUUCAAGUUUGUAACUGACUCAACUUACUGCCAGGAUCAGCUCAGCUCAGCUCCUCAGACACCCUGCAUGAUACUCACUCAGUCAGUCAGUCACUCGACCAUUCAAUCAGUCAUUCAACACUCAACCCAAUCUUACCCACAACUCGAGCACAAUUAAAUGUAAUAAACCAAUAAACAAUGACAAUUUUCUUGAAAAAUCGAAACCAAAUACGCAUUUAACUUGAAUAUUUUGUAUUUUCAAUUACAACCAACUGUUUUUUUGUAUUCAAUUUGAAUUCCUCAAGAACAAGCUAAAAACAAAAGCGAAUUAAAAUGUAAUAUUAAUCGUAACUAAAUCGAAUACGAUGUAAUUGAAUGUGAACGUUAUUAACUCAUUAACUAUUAUUAUUAACUAAGAUUCCAACUGUAUGCGCAUUUUAUAUAUAUACUUAUAUAUAAAACAUUAAGGCAAACACAAGAUAACAACUCAUUAAUGUAAUGUGUAAGAGAAAACCAAAAGUACUUACAGUAAAUUAUAUAAAAAUAUUUUUAUACAUGUGGAAAAACGUAUAACAAAGAAAAAAAAUCAUAAUUUAUUAAAAGCUGCAGUUUGCUAGAGUGGCGAGUUCGGGAACAUCUAUUUGAAUUUGAUAUAACAGAUUUUGAACUCUACUCUAAAAUCCAGUAAAAUAAUAAUAGAAACAAAUGAAAGUCUUUUUAAUGCUUAGGGGCCACAAUUUUCGAAGUAAUUAAAAAAGAAAAAAACAUGAAAUUAUUAUUAUAUUAAAAUAUGGUAUUAAUUAACAUUUAAAAAAUGUUGUGUAACAUUAAUAUUAAACCAACCAACAAGAACAACCAGCAACAACAAUUGUAUUGUAAGAAUUUCUAUUUCCAUUAAACCACAAUAAAAUUAUUUUGUUUUUAAAUAAA
This is a messenger RNA of Drosophila ficusphila, 6219 nucleotides long. It is a transcript of the gene brat, whose product is annotated as brain tumor protein. Gene Ontology annotation, molecular function: translation repressor activity; protein binding; zinc ion binding. The record is from RefSeq and is a predicted model, not a curated record. Gene Ontology annotation, biological process: negative regulation of translation. Bases 839 to 4129 code for a protein of 1096 amino acids. Lineage: Eukaryota; Metazoa; Arthropoda; Insecta; Diptera; Drosophilidae. The transcript is spliced from 6 exons.